This is a messenger RNA of Musca domestica (house fly), 460 nucleotides long. Its product is annotated as venom peptide Pc-like. The record is from RefSeq and is a predicted model, not a curated record. The coding region runs from base 146 to 412 and encodes 88 amino acids. NCBI's taxonomy places the organism in Eukaryota, Metazoa, Arthropoda, Insecta, Diptera, Muscidae. The transcript is spliced from 3 exons.
ACGUGAUUUUAUGUCGAAUUUGCCAUUUAUUUUCCGCAACAAAAAAAAAAAAACGGUUUCAAGAAACAUAUCGAGUAUUUAGCCAAGCCAGGCAUUUGCUAAUUCAGUGCUUGGGCUUCUUAGAACUCAUUGCAAAUAUUUUGAAAUGGAAAAAUUUGGUUUAUUGGUUCUUGUGGCAACAGUGGCGUGUGUAUACGCCUCAAAACCUGAAACCUGUACCCUUGAUGGUGUCACUUUUAAGGCUGGUGAAUAUUUCGAAAGAAUAGGCAAAUGCCAAUUGGUGAAGUGUACUGGGUCGCAAGUUCUGAUUUCUUCGGUUUGUCCCAUUGACCAACCAGCUGCUGGCUGUACCUUUAUUCGUGAAGAUCCCAAGAAACCCUAUCCCGAGUGCUGUCCACAAAUCAAGUGUUAAUUUUUGUUGAUUAGUAAAAUUUUAUUAAAGAAGAAUACCAAAAGUGAA